Molecule: messenger RNA, 3725 nt
Organism: Podospora bellae-mahoneyi
Lineage: Eukaryota; Fungi; Ascomycota; Sordariomycetes; Sordariales; Podosporaceae
Gene: fcp1
Product: CTD phosphatase Fcp1
Exons: 2
Coding region: 1227-3725 (832 amino acids)
Cellular component (GO): nucleus
Molecular function (GO): RNA polymerase II CTD heptapeptide repeat phosphatase activity
Source: RefSeq, a predicted model, not a curated record
GUGAAUAGUUUGCCCGGUUGGACUGCAACUAUUCACAUCUCAUCCACAGAGGGAGGGAACCAAGGGUGUGAUGGAUAUGUUUUCGCCUCUGGGGGACAUGUUUCAGGAGCAGCUUCAGAGGCAGCAGUCGAGUCACUGUGUCAGGAGACCUUGGUGGAUGAUGACAGAUCACGGACAGGGAAUGCGGGAGGUGGAUGAUUGGUUGCGUCACGCCACUUUGGCUUUGGAUUGGAUCAAGAGAGCUUCCAGAAGGUCUGUAUUUAACUGGUAGGCUAGAGCCGCACGUUGGAGCAGGUGGAAGAGUUGAUCCGAACAUAUACACCACACAAGAUCAUAACUAGUCCAAACUGUUGGGAUAUGGCCGGCAGAAAGGAAUGUUGACAAUGAAGGAGAAAGCGAGUCAGUGGAUGAGUGGAUGGAAUGCAUCUCUUCCGAGUUUGAGCCACAGCACCAGCCACAACUGACCCCGCAGCCGGGAGAGCAGCAGCAGGUGGUGGUGGAAACUGGCCAACCAAAGGCGGCCUUGAAGCGGAGGCGCCCUGGAAAGGGUACAAAAGGGCCUGCCCAUCCCGCCCAAUCUUGGGGGAAGGCCCCAAGGCCGGUUACAUUGCGACGACGACUUCCAUCACUUUUUUUUUACACAAUUACAUCACCGGUAUCUAUUUUUGCUACACAGCCUCCCAACUUUAUACAAAUAUCGAUACAAGCUGCACAAGCCCUACAUUUGUCAACAAGAGCAUAGCUUGUUGCCAGUUGAACUUCCACCCAUCCAUCAACAAGUCUACUGAUUUAGAUACCGUUGACACACCUCUGUCGUUCGGCUUGCUCGUUUUGAUAUCUCCGGCAGCGCAAAGUGGCUCGAGCGUCUCUUGCUCGGAAUUGCGACAGACCAAUCAGCAUCCUUCUAGAAGCUUGGACCACCCACCCAGCUGCACGACGCUAGGCCCUGUUUGAACUGAUAGCUCCCCACCACCUGCAGCUUCGAUUGCUGCAACUGAUUGUGAGCUUUCACAGGAGUCGCGAUCCAGGACAUAAGUUGUGGAAACUUGGCCGUCGUUUACUUCCUUCCCAACUUCACCACACAACGAACCCAUCCAUCAAUACUUGUUCCACGCGUGUCAUCGCGCGAUGGGUAGAGACAGGAAGCUUCAUUCCCGACUACCUUUCAUCGACUCACGAACAUAAAACCCACCCUUUCAGAACAAACACGCGCACGACCCCAAACAAUGGGGAAAACCAAAACAAUUCGGCUGGGUAACCGGCUGCGGUACCCCAUCACCAUCGUCCGCCUCCUCAAGAACCCCGGCGACACGGUCAAAAAGCAAGAUGCGCUUAUGGAGUACUCGUUCAAAUGGUACAAGGAAGUCGGCGACACCAUUCGCGGCGAGACGUGGGAGGAGGAACAAACCACCUACGCGGACUGGAGCUCGCCCUCGGAUGGUACCCUCAACGCCUGGAGCAUCAAGGAGGGUCAGGUCAUCAAGCAGGACGGGCCCUGCGUGCUGAUUGACGAGGACUGUUCCCACGAGAUUCAGUUCCAGGGACUUUGCGCCAUCUGCGGAAAGGACAUGACCGAGGCCAACUGGGCCGCCGAGACGCGCGACACGGAGCGGGCCCCCAUCAGCAUGGUGCACGACCAGACGAACCUCACCGUCAGCAGCACCCACGCCCAAAAAUCGGAGCGUGAGCUGCAGAAGAGAUUGCUGGAGAGCCGCAAGCUCAGUUUGGUGGUGGAUUUGGACCAGACGGUUAUUCAGGCCUGCAUUGAUCCCACGGUGGGGGAGUGGAUGAAGGACCCGACGAACCCAAAUUACGACUCGGUCAAGAAUGUCAAGACGUUUCAGCUGGAUGACGGGCCGCACGCGGUGGUGAGGAAAUGUUGGUACUACAUUAAAAUGCGCCCGGGCUUGGAGGGGUUCCUGAAGCGGAUUUCCGCCAUGUACGAGCUGCACGUCUACACCAUGGGCACUCGCGCCUACGCGCAAAACGUGGCGCGUGUUAUCGACCCGGAGAAGAAGUUGUUUGGCAACCGGGUUAUUAGUCGCGACGAAAACGGCAACAUGUACUCAAAGAGUUUGCAGCGCUUAUUCCCUGUCAGCACCAACAUGGUGGUGAUUAUUGAUGACAGAUCCGACGUUUGGCCGCAUAAUAGGCCCAACCUCGUCAAGGUCACCCCGUACGAGUUUUUCAAGGGAAUCGGCGAUAUCAACGCGAGCUUUUUGCCAAAGAGACAGGAUUUGCUCACCUCGGCGCCGUCGACGAAUGGUGUCAACAAGGCGGAGAAGCCGGCCGAUAAGAACGCCAAGGCUGUCGCGACAGGCAAGGAUACUGAUGAGGUGACAAAGGAACAGCUUGAGGAACAGCAGUCGGCGCUGGAGAAGCAGAUUAAUGAACGACCGCUACAAUUACUUCAGGAGAAGCAGGACAAGGAGGAUGAGGAGGCGGAGAAGGCUACGGGCCACUCAGAUGAUAGUGCUUCGUCUCGAUCUUCGUCGCCACCACCACAGCGACACAAGGUUCUCCUGGACGACGACAGGGAACUCGAGUUUUUGGAGAAACACCUCACGCAACUACACAAGGUUUACUAUGCUAGCUACGAUCAAAAGAAGUCGAAGCGAACCAUUGGCGAGGAUGUGCCUGAUGUAGGGAACUUGCUCAACAACCUCAAGGCCAAGGUGCUUAGAGGGCAUCAAAUCGCCUUGUCGGGUGUUUUGCCCCAAAACACCGAUAUUUACCGGUCAGAAAUCGGGCAGCAAAUCACCAGCUUUGGCGCCAGGCUUAGGUCGACAGUCAGCAAAGAAGUGACGCAUCUUGUUGUAAACACUUCUCAGCCAGGAACGGCCAAGCUCAAUGCUGCCAGGCGGUACCCUCAUAUCAAGGUUGUCGGUCUGGAGUGGCUCGCGCAGUGCUUUACUGAGUGGACAUCUGUGGAUGAGACUCCAUAUCUGUACUUCAAGGAGGAUGCUAAUAACGUCGGAGCUGCUCGCCAAGCUGAAGAGUCAUCCGAUGACAACGAUGAAGAUAUGGGGGGCAUUGAGACGGGCAAUACCGCGCCCAAGACCCCGCAGCAAAAGAGGAAUAAGCUGCAAAUACAGCUACCCCCUCGAGGUGACGACCAGGAUGACGACGACGCAGACGACGAUGAAGACGGACUGCUGCCAGAUGAGGUGGAGGAAGGACAAAUGUCGCCUAUCGACGGGCUGAAGACCUUUAACUGGGGGUCGGCCGAGGACGAAUUGGCAGAGUUCCUUGCGUCUGGAUCGGACGAUGACGAUGACGACGAGGAUAUGGACGAGGAGGACGAGGAAGACGACGAAGAUUUUGCUCCUCCCGAUGAGUCGGAGUCGUCUUCCUCGUCGGAGGAGUCGAGCGCCAGUCGGAAGAGGAGCCGGAGUCGGAGUGGCAGUCCGGCGACUCGAAAGAGGAAGUUGGAGGAUGAUGUCGGUGAUGGGGAAGAGGAUGGGAACAACGAUGACGAAGGUGAGGAGAACAGCCCUGCGAAGAGGAUGAGGAGGAUGAAGAGCGCGAGGGGGUCUUCGCUGAGGCACCAGUAUGAGGCUGCGCCUGAUUUGCCUACCCCGGCGGUGACGGGGGAUGAAGAUGGUGUUGAGGACAAGGUGGAGGAGGAGGGGCAGAACUUUACUGACCUUGACGAGGAGGCUCUGGCGGCUGAUCUUGAGGCUGAGUUUGCGGCGGAUCUGGAGGCGGAGUUUAAUUCCGCGUGA